Messenger RNA from Aspergillus puulaauensis, 987 nucleotides. RefSeq names its product bZIP transcription factor. Gene Ontology annotation, biological process: regulation of transcription by RNA polymerase II. The coding region runs from base 1 to 987 and encodes 328 amino acids. Gene Ontology annotation, molecular function: RNA polymerase II cis-regulatory region sequence-specific DNA binding; DNA-binding transcription factor activity, RNA polymerase II-specific. NCBI's taxonomy places the organism in Eukaryota, Fungi, Ascomycota, Eurotiomycetes, Eurotiales, Aspergillaceae. The transcript has a single exon. The record is from RefSeq and is a predicted model, not a curated record.
AUGUCGACCCAGACUGCGUUCUACCCGACCGACCCGUCUUUCGACCCGUCGAUUGCUCCGGAGUCCCUACUCAUGCGCAAUGGGUUCUCUCCCCAGUUUCUUCCUCUAUCACUACUCGAGAAAGGAAACCACCAAGAAGACAUGGGCUUUCAAUCUAUGCAAUUUCAACCCAACCAAACAGGAACUGCGCAGGAGUUAGCACGAAACAUGCCAGGUGAGGGCGACGACACCAACCGGCCACGCCUCCGCAACCGCGCACUCCGGCCAGCUCCGCCUGACAGUCGGAAAGGCUCAAUUGACGCCGAAAUGAACCAAGGCGCACCGUUUAUGCACUCGUAUCCAUCAGUGCCGAAAUUCUCACCAUUUUCAUUUAGCAGCGGGGGCCAUGACCCGGAAUUCGGCGUCGACAAUGAACGAGUCUCUCCGCACUCAGAUAUAAGCAGCAACAAAUCCUCGUCACCACUCCGCUGGCAGAACGGAGACACAGACAAGCGCGCGAAGCAUCUCGAGCGCAACCGCGCAGCAGCCAGCAAAUCCCGCCAGAAGAAGAAGCGGGAGACAGACCAGCUCCGGAACCGGUUCCAGGAGGUCUCUCGCAGAAGGUCUGGCCUUGAGGACGAGAUCAAAACCCUGCACAGCCAGUUACUUUCGUUGAAGGACCAGAUCCUCAUGCACUCGCGGUGCGAGGACGACGCUAUUCAUAUUUACCUCGGCCGCAUGGUGAAACAGGCCACGAAGCACGACUCUGUCUCGUCCGCCUCAACGGGUGAACCUGCCGAUGAAGAUGCACGUAGCCACGGGCAGGAGUCGGUGGGCUCGAUGUCACCACCCCAGGGCUUUCAUUCCCAUCACGCACAUCGAAUCCCGAUGAGCAUGGGUGACACCAGGGGACUGCCAUGCGGUAUUGAGAAGCCCAUGAUGCACCACCAGAUGUUUGGAGAGCCGCCUGAUGCCAAUAUCUUUGACCUCCAGAUGGGUAUAUCGUAA